GCCCAAAACAAACCAGCCCGGCAAUUUCUAGACAUUGGGCGGACCCGCCUUCAAAAUUAGCAACUGAGCAUGCACUAACGUCAAUACGCAGGGAACGUGAUUACAUCAGUGUCGGGCGCCGGCGUAAUUAAAUAUAACUGAGUUUACACAGACGCAGAAGACGCAGGCAAACCUGAGGUCCUCGGAAUGGCGGGCACAGGUUUGGUGGCUGGAGAGGUUGUGGUGGAUGCGCUGCCGUAUUUUGAUCAAGGUUAUGAAGCCCCUGGUGUGCGGGAAGCGGCUGCAGCGCUGGUGGAGGAGGAAACUCGCAGAUACCGACCUACUAAGAACUACCUGAGCUACCUGACAGCCCCGGAUUAUUCUGCCUUUGAAACUGACAUAAUGAGAAAUGAAUUUGAAAGACUGGCUGCUCGACAACCAAUUGAAUUGCUCAGUAUGAAACGAUAUGAGCUUCCAGCCCCCUCCUCUGGUCAAAAAAAUGACAUUACUGCGUGGCAAGAAUGUGUAAACAAUUCUAUGGCCCAGUUAGAGCAUCAAGCAGUUAGAAUUGAGAAUCUGGAACUAAUGUCACAGCAUGGAUGUAAUGCCUGGAAAGUGUACAAUGAAAAUCUAGUUCAUAUGAUUGAACACGCACAGAAAGAACUUCAGAAGUUAAGAAAACAUAUUCAAGAUUUAAACUGGCAGAGAAAGAACAUGCAACUCACAGCUGGAUCUAAAUUGAGAGAAAUGGAGUCAAAUUGGGUAUCCCUGGUCAGUAAGAAUUAUGAGAUUGAACGGACCAUUGUUCAGCUAGAAAAUGAAAUCUAUCAAAUUAAGCAGCAACAUGGAGAGGCAAACAAAGAAAACAUCCGGCAAGACUUCUGAAAAGACAAUUUAGCAGGUAGAAGAAAAGUUGGGCUUUCACAAAAGGCAUCUGAACUUUUAAUGAACUGUGAAGGACAACAGCAUCUUCCCAAAACCAUUGAUGUUUAAGUGUUUAGAAAUCAUAGAAUGUGUAGGCUGCUGUGGUAAUUCUAUUUGUUUAUCUCAACAGAAUUAAAAUGUCUAGCUUGGUGGUAUUUUUAUAGCCAUAAAAGAAAAUCUUUAGGCUUUCAAAAUAAGUAUGACUUUAGAAUAAUAUUGUGUCAUAGAAUUAAUUUUCAGCCAUGUGGACCAUAUUUUGUAUCCAAGGAUCCUUAUUUAAAGCUUUCAACAUGUACAGGAAGUUGGAAAUUUUUGGUUUAUGACUUUGUCUAAUAAAGAUAGUUCUAAACACAUUCUUGAUCACCAAACAAGACUUCAGAAAUACCGUGACUGUACAGAGUCAUCAUUGUUAUCAUCAUCAUAGGUAACAGUUAUAUCAAGCUUAAUAUGUGCUGAACGCUGUUCUGAACACUUCAGGUAGAUGACCUAGAUGUAUGUGAAUAAAAACUAUUUGGUCCUCACAAAAA
Pongo pygmaeus (Bornean orangutan) is the source of this 1430-nucleotide messenger RNA. RefSeq names its product BCAS2 pre-mRNA processing factor (gene BCAS2). Gene Ontology annotation, biological process: mRNA processing. NCBI's taxonomy places the organism in Eukaryota, Metazoa, Chordata, Mammalia, Primates, Hominidae. Bases 187 to 864 code for a protein of 225 amino acids. The transcript has 7 exons. Gene Ontology annotation, cellular component: catalytic step 2 spliceosome; precatalytic spliceosome; Prp19 complex. The record is from RefSeq and is a predicted model, not a curated record.